Messenger RNA from Oppiella nova, 577 nucleotides. NCBI's taxonomy places the organism in Eukaryota, Metazoa, Arthropoda, Arachnida, Sarcoptiformes, Oppiidae. The record is from the annotation of a GenBank genome assembly.
ACACACUUUGGGUAUUAUAAUGAAAAUGAUGUCCAAACUAUUGCUAUUUGUGUCCCUAUUGGUGGCCGUUUGUCAGGCCGAUAAUUCCCCGUUUGACGACUGGUGCUCGCGCUGGAGUUACGCCCCAUACGAUGCCGAUCCCACGGAGUACUACGAGUGUGACUGGGAACCAGACCAGCGUACAUACCAGGUUCAUUUGCGCCAUUGUCCCGAGAAAGCCAUUUGGAGUCAGAAACACCGAAAAUGCCAGAUGUGGGAUACCGUGUGCCCGGUGGACGGGUAUAUCGCUCACCCGACCGACCCAACCGCAUAUUUCCAGUGCGAUACUAUCGCUGGCCAGGGAUGGCAUUUGCUUUUGAAACAGUGUCCGAAUAAGACAUUUUGGAGUGAAUCUAACAAACAAUGUGAGUCCACUGCCACCGAUUUCUAUUGCUGGGUGGGGUAUAUGCCUCACGAGACUGACCCCCAUGAGUACUACCAGUGUCAACAGGGACAUCCAGGAUGGAUCACCACUUUGAUGCACUGUCCGGCACAGACCACAUGGGUUCAGUCCCAUUGGAGGUGCGACGGUGUUUGA